Chara braunii is the source of this 1355-nucleotide messenger RNA. NCBI's taxonomy places the organism in Eukaryota, Viridiplantae, Streptophyta, Charophyceae, Charales, Characeae. The record is from the annotation of a GenBank genome assembly.
GUUUCGCACGCAGCGAUACGAUGACAACAACGCACCGCUCAUGUAUGUCCGCAUUCAAGUUGGGCAAGCGUCCUGCAGCGCUUUGCUGGAUAGCGGCGUGUCUCACAAUUUCAUGAGCCAACCCUUUAUGCAAAGGGCUGGCCUUGGCGCGCAAGUUUGGAGGAAGGCAAACCCGACGGCGAUCAAGUUGGCGGAUGGGAAAACGAAGCAACUUCUCGACCGAUACAUCGAGGUUAUACCGGUUUAUUUCGCACAUCAUGCAUGCGAACCGGUGACAUUCGAUAUUCUCGAUACGGACUAUGACAUGAUUCUAGGCUUGCCUAGGCUUGCAAGAGCGGAUCAACCGUUCAACUUCCACCGGCGGACUCUUAGCGUUUGCGACGCCUUCGACGAGGAAGUGGCGUGUACUACUCCUCUACCGCACCCUUCGAUUCGGUGCCAAAUGGUGACGGCCAAAUCAUUAAGGGUGACUUGCGCUUACGAGCAGCCCGAGGAGAUCGGCCUAUGUUUCCUACGGACCGUCGCGGUGACCGACUCUUCACCCACGAACUUGUCUUCGGACCCCCGGAUGGUGCAGUUGCUGGACGAGUUCGCCGACAUCUUCGAGUCACCUACCGGUGUGGUGCCGGAUCAGCCGAUCUCUCACGAGAUCAUUCUUGAGGCCGAUGUCGUGCCGCCGAAAGGGUCCAUCUAUCGCACGAGCCAGGAGGAGCUUGAGGUCCUCCGCUCACAACUCGACAAUUUGUUGGCCAAGGGAUGGAUCCGCCCUUGCAACUCCCCAUAUGAAGCACCGGUUCUCUUCAACUGGAAGAAAAACAAGGAUCUACGAUUGUGUAUCGACUACUGCAAGCUCAACGCGCAAAUCAUCAAGAAUGCGGGGUUUCUUCCUCGCAUCGACGAGCUUCUUGAGCGACUGGGCGGCACAAAGUAUUUUUCUAAGUUGGAUUUGAAAUCGGGAUAUCAUCAAAUCUCGAUCCGGUCGAACGAUCGCUACAAGUCCGCAUUCAAGACGUGGUACGGGCAUUUUGAGUGGGUGGUCAUGCCUUUUGGCCUCACCAACGCCCCGACGACCUUUCAAGCGGCAAUGGCCAAUGAGUUUCGUGCAAUGUUGAACCGGUUCGUGCUGGUCUACUUAGACGAUAGUCUCUUCUAUAGCCAGUCAUUGGAGGAUCAUCUUGGGCAUUUUCGACGAGUGUUGGAGACGCUCCGCCGCGCCAAGUAUAAGGCCAACCGCGACAAGUGCGAAUUUGUUCGGCAAGAGCUGGAAUAGUUGGGCCAUUUUGUCACACCGGAGGGCAUCAGUCCGCUAUCGGACAAGAUUCAAGCCAUCCAGGACUGGUCGGAGCCUCGGAACG